Molecule: messenger RNA, 234 nt
Organism: Chondrus crispus (carragheen)
Lineage: Eukaryota; Rhodophyta; Florideophyceae; Gigartinales; Gigartinaceae
Exons: 1
Coding region: 1-234 (77 amino acids)
Source: RefSeq, a predicted model, not a curated record
AUGUUCUCUGGGUCGAAAUUGCGCAAACGUGAUCGCAGGAUGUUGAUGUCUUUUGCGACUUCCUGCACUUGUACUUCCCCUCCCUCCCCGUGCAGGGCUACAGAACGAAGAUGUCGCUUGACAAAUUUCUCUACAUCCACGAGAUGCUGUGAACUUGUCAAGCGUGGUGCGAUCUUUACCUGUCACCUGAGACUUGAGCAUUUGUUCCUUAAUCAUGAGGGCCCGCGUUUGUAG